Molecule: messenger RNA, 1069 nt
Organism: Aspergillus heteromorphus CBS 117.55
Lineage: Eukaryota; Fungi; Ascomycota; Eurotiomycetes; Eurotiales; Aspergillaceae
Exons: 1
Coding region: 139-699 (186 amino acids)
Source: RefSeq, a predicted model, not a curated record
GGGUGGGAGGGUUGAUGGCAUCAGCAUCAUCUGGAUGCAUGUUAUGUUGGAAUAUUGUGGUCAAGAUGUGGGGGACUUGUCUUCGAGACUAUCAAUAUCAACAUGCUCGUCUGAAGCUCACCCAAGCAAGUGUGUAGUAUGCAAAGAACACACUCCUCUCUACAGAGUGAAACCCCCCCCCCACAUCUAUACCGAACCACCCCACAUCUCCCAGACCAUCCGAUCUAUACAACUAACAACUCACCAGCUUCCAGACCCAAAGACAUCAACCCAGAAUACAUUCACAGACCCUCACUCCAAUCCCUGCAUUCACUAGCAGAAACUACCCACAAUUCUGGGAAUAGAAUCCCCGAAUCCCCCUACAGCAGUCAGCACAGCCCAACAAUGCAACCAUCUGCAUCGCUGACAAACCAAUAUAUCUAUCUAUCUUCCAGUCUCAUCCAACCCACAACACAGCAUAAUCCACUCACCCUCGCCACAAACCGAAGUGACCUCGUCAGUACCUUCCAGAGACAAUCACCCCCUGACCCAACCAGACCCAAUUGUCCUUCACCACUCACCCCCGACCCCACCAACCAAAUCGCCCGCCAACCCUCGUAUCUCGUAUCCUCUUCCACCACCACCACCACCACCACCACCAUCACCAACUACCUAACCAGCUACCUAAAUAUAUACAGCGCAGUCACACACCAUAGGUAGGUAAGGAGGUAGAAUAACCCGAAAGAAGAAGAAGAAGAAGAUGAUGAUGAUGAUGAUGACGAUGACGAUGAUGCGGCUUUAUUCCCCAAACAAGCCUCGGUGUGGGUAUGAUGCUACCACCACGAACUCAAGCUUUCCACCCACUCCGCUCACCAGAUGUGAGAUGUGAGACGUGAGAUCAUCUUGCACGUUACGUUACAAGGCGCGCAGGAGAUGUAAGCCAUAGAAACCUGUCCAUAGAGCGAGGGACAGCUGGUCUUACUUACUGUACUCUGUACUCAGUCUGUACUGGGGGCGGGUCUAGUCGGCUACAGUGGGAAGGGUGGGCUGAGGGGGGGCGAAGUUAAUAAAUGCGAGGGUAUGUAUGAUG